UAUAUUUCCCGGAAUAUCUCCCAUUGGCAUUAAUUCGCCCUAAGGAGCAAAAUCACCCAUCCCUCGCUCCGCUACCAUCGCCGACCGCACGCCGACCAGCCACCCCGCCUCCACCGGCAGCCACCACGCAAGCUCUUCCACCGCCGAAUAUCAGCGAGGUUUCCACGUGUGAAAGGGGAUCCACAAAUCAAGAAGCAAAAUGAUAACGAGAAGAGUGCUUGUUUUUUCCCCUUACAUCUGCUCAUUUACAUGGGUUCUUGCUUGUACAUCCCAAUCGUGUGUCGUCUACAGACAUUUAGAAGCAUGGUGCGGGCGCUUGAUCUUCCUGAGGAAGAAGCUAGAAGAGUUAUAGAAACAAUUGCAUCCUCUGGGACAUUCUGGAUUGAAUGGGAUCAAGUGAAGACUAUUCUAUCUGUUAAACUGAAGCAGGUCCUGUCAGAUUAUCCGGAAGCAAAGAUGACCACUGAACAGCAAAGUGCUUCUUUGGGAGAGACUCACCAAGAGUUGGUAGAAAGGUUGGGUGAAGCUCUUCUAAGCUUUGACGAGGGUCCACCUUUCACCCUUCAAAGGCUAUGCGAGAUACUUCUGUCUGCACGGAGCAUAUAUCCGAAACUCUCAAAGCUUGCUUUAGCACUUGAAAAGAAUCUUUUGGUCACAUCUAUGUUGACAAGCGGUUCCAACCAGCAAAUGAUGAUACAGGACUCUGAUAACAUACAGGACUCUGAUAACCCAGAGAAAGCCAGUGAAGAGGGGAAGUUGCAAUCUAAUCUAGAGCAAGAUGGAAUUGAUGUCGUCAUGCGGGACACAGGUGAAACAAUGGCUGCAGUGGAGGAGGCUCAUGUUGAUGAGGGUAUAUCUGCUGAUAUGGAUACCUUGGGAGAAAUAGGAGGCCCGUCAGAAACUAGUUCUUCCCCGCCCAUUAGCUCCUAGUCAAUUUGUGGUUUCAACCCGGUUCAUUUCUUCUUUCUGCACAGUAAGUGCUGAGGCUUGGCCAAUAUCAUGGCUUGGUGAGAGUGGGCUUUGAUUAUGGAUGGCAUCUUUUCUUCCGUGUUGCUGCGGUGAGGGAAACCACACAGUGCGUUCUAAGACAUUGUAGAUGAUGCUGCUGACGGUUCUAUUUGAAGGAGGAUCCCCAUGCUUUAGCUUACAUUAGUCGUACUUGUAAUCUUACCAAUUUAAUGAAUUAUGAAAAUGGCAAUGUUGGUACAUAUGGAGAUGCUCUAUGCUUAUCUGACCUUUUUGUUGUGUGGGGACAGUGGAGGCAGUUGUGAUUUUAACUAUUAGAAUUCAUUUUUGGCAUUACA
This is a messenger RNA of Rhodamnia argentea, 1304 nucleotides long. Its product is annotated as serine/threonine-protein phosphatase 4 regulatory subunit 2-B. Bases 250 to 930 code for a protein of 226 amino acids. Lineage: Eukaryota; Viridiplantae; Streptophyta; Magnoliopsida; Myrtales; Myrtaceae. Gene Ontology annotation, molecular function: protein phosphatase regulator activity. The transcript is spliced from 8 exons. Gene Ontology annotation, cellular component: protein phosphatase 4 complex; nucleus; cytoplasm. The record is from RefSeq and is a predicted model, not a curated record. Gene Ontology annotation, biological process: protein dephosphorylation.